This is a messenger RNA of Acipenser ruthenus (sterlet), 1453 nucleotides long. RefSeq names its product coiled-coil domain containing 166 (gene ccdc166). The transcript is spliced from 8 exons. The coding region runs from base 174 to 1040 and encodes 288 amino acids. The record is from RefSeq and is a predicted model, not a curated record. Lineage: Eukaryota; Metazoa; Chordata; Actinopteri; Acipenseriformes; Acipenseridae.
AUAAUUUGUUGUUCAUGUGCCAUGGUAACCGAGGCGACUUUGAUUGUGGAGCAGCGGUUUGUAAAUCCGAGAGCGAAGAUUCAAGAGAGAGAGAUUAUCCAGGUAUUGAUGUCUUGACCACCCCAGCACCCCCAACGCCAGCCCCUGCCUCCGCGCCGUAGGUCACAGAAGCAAUGCCCAAGAAGAAGAAGAAGUCUAGCACCGCCUCUAAGAGCCCGGGGAAGGACAAGCGCUCGGAGUGUGUGGGGAGCGCACAGCCUGCCAUUGUCAGAGAGGCCCUGCUGCAGAGAGAGUACGAGCAGCUAACAAAUCAUCUGAACGAGCUAAAGAGGAAGGCGGAAAGGCUGCGUCAAGAAAAUGAGUUUCUGCAGCAGGAGACGCACAAGACCCGCAUGGAGAGCCAAGAGUACAUGGCAUACAUGGCAAAGAGGACCCAGAAGCGUCAGAACGCCAUCAUCACGCUGAGCGACCAGAACCACAAGCAGCUGGAGGACAUCCACCGGCAGAGAGAGGAGCUGCUAGCGGAGUUCAACGACAGGCGAACCGAGCUGAAGAACCACAUAUUGGAAAAAGAGGGCGAGCUGUCCAAGUUAAAUAAGGAUAUUGUGGAUCUCUCGGAGUGUAAGCAUCUCCAACAGGAGCAGAUGAGCCGCAUCAAGGAGCUGGAGAAGGAAGUGAUGGAGAUGAGAGCCAAGCACUCAGAGAGCCUGCAGAGCAUCAAGGCACACUUCCUACAUGAGAAGGUGCACAACGAGAAGCAGUCCAGGCAGAGGGUGCAGGCACUGGCUGUGGAAGCCUCCCGGGAGGCGUCUCGUUGCCUAGUGGAACACACCCACAGUAUCGAGCUGGAGAAUCGGCAGCUGCGGCAGGAGCUGCUGCACUUGAUCCGUCAAACCCAGGUCCUGCACGCCCACCAGGGGGAGCUGGAGGAGCAGAGGCAGCAGCUGCUGAGGGAGCGGCAGUACGUGGAGGACCUCAAGAGGCUGCGUGCACAGGGGCACUUCCACGCCCAACCACCAGGGGGAGGCACGCACACCUGACACACACACACGGGCACCACCUCCAGUAGAUUAUGUGCCUGCCAGGCCUGCAGAGGUAACAAUCAUAAAUUGAUUUUUCUAAUUCUUACCAGUUUCUACCCAUAAGGGUUCCUUGCAAAAGUGAUAUUGCUUUAAAGGAGAUUAUCAUGGUGUAGUGAAGAUGGUACAGUGCCAAACGUGUUUCUCAAUGUCUUCGCAUUUAAUACACUGAGAGACUUCUUGUCGAAUCGUUUGUCAUUAAACCAACUGAGCAGGAUCCUAGCCAACACCGAGGGAAUCUGAGAAGAUACGAGAUCCGCACAAUAUUCCUGUCUGCAUGGUGUUUACCUCUGUGACUGGGUCUUGUAUGUAUAUUGUUCUAUGAAAUGUAGAAAGCGUUUGUCUGUAUUCUAAAUAAAUACCUUCAUGUCCAA